This is a messenger RNA of Mesocestoides corti, 231 nucleotides long. The record is from the annotation of a GenBank genome assembly. NCBI's taxonomy places the organism in Eukaryota, Metazoa, Platyhelminthes, Cestoda, Cyclophyllidea, Mesocestoididae.
AUGCCAACACCCAAAAAGUUUGUGUUGGUGAAGAAGAUGUGGGAGGGACAGGCAACGUCUCAAGUUGUGCUACUUCGCCAUCCUCGUCAGACAGUGAUUGGUUUCUGGGGAGACCGUGAGGAUAGCGGUCACCACUGCGAGUCGCCCAUGCACAAUCAGACAAUCGACAGGCACUCCUACGGUGUGAUGAAGGCAUUGACGAUGGUCUUCAGUGCACAACAAACUUGCUGA